Molecule: messenger RNA, 871 nt
Organism: Osmerus eperlanus (European smelt)
Lineage: Eukaryota; Metazoa; Chordata; Actinopteri; Osmeriformes; Osmeridae
Gene: rln3a
Product: relaxin 3a
Exons: 2
Coding region: 103-558 (151 amino acids)
Cellular component (GO): extracellular region
Molecular function (GO): hormone activity; G protein-coupled receptor binding
Source: RefSeq, a predicted model, not a curated record
UAGAGUGACAAACAUCUUCUCCAAUCAAGCCAACACUGCAGUAUUACCUGAAAAAUCCGUUUUGUCGUCUCACCCUCUGGCUCUUUGUUCACUUCCCUGGGUAUGAUGUGGAAAGCUGUAGUCCUGGCUGUAUUUCUGCUGGUGGCAGGGGUGCAGGCGAUAGAGGGCCCCACGUAUGGAGUGAAGCUGUGUGGCCGGGAGUUCAUCCGGGCGGUCAUCUUCACCUGCGGAGGCUCUCGCUGGAGAAGGUCCAUCAUGAGUGAAGGGGACUUCUCUGAAGACCCAUUCAGCUCCCACAAUUAUGAGUCCUCUGAGGGCUGGAAGGCAGACUCUGUGGCAGACCGUCCCUUUCAGCUGGCUGGUGACCUAGAGGUCCAGGGCCGGGCCAGAGACGGACAGGACGCUGUUCUCAGCAGGCAAGCUCGCUCCAUCAUCUCAGACGAGAUCCUGGAGGCUCUGCGUACGGCUGACCGCAAGGGCCGCGAUGUGGUGGUGGGGCUGUCCAACGCCUGCUGUAAGUGGGGUUGCAGCAAGAGUGAAAUCAGUUCCCUUUGCUGAAAAUAUUUUCCCUUCACAGACACACCUCAGUAUUCAUGACUCAGUUCAUAUCAUUUGCAGAGUUCCUCAGUUGAAGUGUUAUGUUCAGUGUCCUGCGCAUUACAAUAUUGUACUCUUUGUAAAAAAGGCAUUUCCACUAUGAUUUUCUUUCUCUUACCCCAUGUCUUAGGAUAAAUUAGCAUUUUUGUAAUCUCUGUACUUUUUGUAAUUGUUAUGAAUGGUACAUGUCUCCUUUAAAGUUACAUCUAAGCAUGUUCAUUGGAAUUUUGUAUGUGUCACAAAUGUUUAAUAAAAACUUGAUUUGCAUUAGACA